GUAUGUUGGCAACCACAAAGACAGGAACCUAAAAUUAUUUUAGGCGCUUCAAAAACUCUUGUUGGUAUAUUAAUUACGUUCUUUCGAGCUUGUGAGAAUAGCGAGAAGUCUGUUGAUCCUCAACGACGUCGCCGAUCAGCUGGUAAUGUCUAGGACUGUGGACUAGGAUGCAGUCAGAUGCAGGUGCUUGGUUUCCAGGUAUGUCACAGUUUGGAGCGGCAGGCAAAAAUCCGCCAUGGAUGAGGCAGACAGAGCUGCCUCUGUCAGGAGGAGCCAUGCUGGCCAUGGCCCAGUCUCAACAUCAAACCCAAGGGGGAGCAGGCCUUGCCUCUGCCCUCAAUCAGCAGCAGGCCACUGCACAGCAAAGCCAGCAGUUUGGGGCUAACCUAGCAGCUUUAGGUCUUACACAGAAUGCUUUGCAAGCAACAACAGUGUUGUCCCAGCCUGGGAUAGCGUUACCUGCUUCUUUGGCUACAACUGCGCCAGUUGGGACGGCCAGCAUGGGGUUGCCUGGUGGCCUGACAGCAUCGCCUGCAGCCAACAUGAGUUACACUACACAGCAACGUCUGCUAGGUGCAACACCUACUGGUGUGCCUGCCCCUAUUGGCACACCAUCUCAGAAACAGAGGGUCUUCACGGGCACAGUUACAAAGUUGCACGACAAUUUUGGCUUUGUGGAUGAGGACGUAUUCUUUCAAACUUGCGUGAUAAAAGGCAGCAUACCAAAAGUUGGGGAACGCGUCCUCGUAGAGGCAUCGUACAAUCCCAACAUGCCAUUCAAGUGGAACGCGUACAGAAUUCAACUUUUGGCCAACCAGAUGAACUCACAAAUACCGUCUCGGCUGGGUGGCCAGUCAUCAGUGUCGAGCCACGUCGGUGCAAACGCCAUGGCGGCGCAGACCCAGUACAUCAAUUCCAUCACGUCAGGCAGCGGCAACAGUGGAAGGAGGAGGAUGUCUUCGCCUCCCAUGAGACGAGACAGAGACAUGAGACACGACGACAGGCGAGACCGCUACAGAGACAGGGGGGGCAGAGACGGCAAUCGCGAUGGACUGAGAGACGGCGGUCGUGAUGGGCUCCGAGACAAUUCCCGGGACGGACUUCGCGAUGCGUUGCGGGACGGAGGUCGGGACUUUGACAGGGACAGGAGGCUGUACGACCGCGUACCAGAGCGGAACAGGUCUCCCAUACGUCGCUCUCCCUUGAGAGAUCGUCGUUCCCCUGUUCCCCGCGAGAGGGACCGCGAGAGAGAACGUGAGAGAGAGAGGGACCGUGACGCGGCGCGUCCUCAGCAGCAGUCGCCCGACAGAGAUUACCGUUACUCUCAGGAGCACGACGCAGCUCCGGCGUCUCGUAAGCACGCCUUGUCCCCUGUCAGACGUGCUCCCAGUCCACCCCGUCGCAAGCAGCGUGUGCUCCCGCGCUACGUCGUUGAGAUACCCUGCGCAUCACUGGACCAGAAAGAAGUGGGGGUGGCAGACCUCAGGAAACGAUAUCCGAACAUGUACGUUCCGUCGGACUUCUUCCAUGCCAACAUCUUGUGGCAGGAAGCGUUUCCCCUGCAGCGCCCCCUUGUGCUAGAUCACGCCUGCCGCUUUCAUGUGCUGCCCAAGGAUUCGGUGGGAUAUUUAGGAGACAAUCCUGCAGUUCUCGAUCCCCCUGAUCUGGACUUUUCGUAUAGUGCCAAGGUAAUGCUCCUCUCGGCGCCAUCAUUGGAAGAGCUGUACCAUCGCACGUGCGCCCUGGCAGAAGACGGGGAAGAAACCAAAUUGGGCGCGAUCCAUCCCGCCCGGGUGCUCUCUUUUCUGGUAGGGUUGAAGGGCAAGAGCGAGACUGUGGCCAUAGGAGGACCCUGGUCUCCCACCCUGGACGGUUCCGACCCCGUGCAGGACCCGCAGGUGCUCAUUCGCACAGCAAUCCGCACGUGCAGGGCUCUCACGGGGAUCGACCUGUCUGUCUGUACCCAGUGGUAUCGUAUCGCUGAAAUCUGCUACCGAAGGGAGUCUGCGUCGAGCGUCACAAACGGCGGCAAGCCUGCGUCAGCCACCCUGGAAAGAGUGGUGAUCUUCUUCCCCGACGUGUGGCGCUGCAUGCCCACUUCACAGGAGUGGGCCGACCUGGGCCACCGGGCGAACAGCGACAACGAGGACCUCUCUCAGGAGGAAGAGUCAGCGCCCGUGGCCACAGAUGAGCAGGGAACGGGAGAGCCGAGUCAUUAUUCUGGCCUGGAUCCAAAGUCAAUGAAGGUUCUUGAACUGCGUAACGAGUUGGAAGCACGAGGUCUUUCUACGAAAGGGUUAAAGUCCCAGUUAACUGCUCGCCUGUCCAAAGCUUUGAAAGCUGAAGCUGAACAGGUGGAAGGAGUCAAACAGGAAACAGAGCCUGGUGCAGGAGACUGCCCUGCGGGUGAGAAAAAGGAGGACGUAGAACUCCAAGGAGACGACGCCAAAGAAUUAUCUGAUGAGAAGUUGACUCAAGAAGACAAGGGCGAAGGAAUGGCGCUGCCCCUGCAGGAUCUUCCUGUCUCUCCCGCAAUCCUAGCUCAGCCUUCAAAAACGGCCAAGGGGGGACGUUUCGAUUGCACUGUGAUGUCGCUGUCCUUACUCCUGGACUAUAGACAGGAAGACAACAAAGAGCACUCCUUCGAGGUUUCCUUCUUUGCAGAGCUUUUCAACGAAAUGCUCAUUAGGGAUUUUGGCUUCAACAUCUUUCGUGCACUCCUUGUUGCUCCUGAGCCAAAAGAGGAAAAGAAACGUGACAAGAAAGAGGCCAAGGAAGCAAAGGAUGCGGUGGACAGGAAGUCCGACCGUAAAGACGAUCGUAAGGAGGACCGCAAGGACGACCGUAAAGACGACCGCAAGGAGGACAGGAAAGACGAUCGCAAGGAAGAUCGUAAAACGGAAAAGAAACCCGAAAAGCGUGAAAAGAAGGAGGAAGAUAAAAAAAAUGAAGAAGAGCAAGAUGAAAGUGAUGCGCUCUCAGAUGUCUCCUUUGCGGAUGGCGAUUCGGAGGAGAGUAAGGAUAAACGGCACAAGAAGGAUGCCAAGCGCCUCUAUCGAACAGCAGACAAGCACCUGUUGCUCUCCUUCAUAUACUUCGACCAGAACCAGUGUGGCUACUUGUUUGACAGAGACUUAGAAGAAAUUUUUUACAUAAUGGGCCUCAAAUUAUCAAGGGGCCAAGUACGGAGACAACUCCUGAAGGUUUCGCAGAGAGAUGUUGUACGCUACCGCAAGCUCACAGAUUUCCCCGCAUCAGCGGACGAUGCCAAAACCGGCGACCAAGAAACGGUAGAAGAUGCAGCGGGGCUCGACGUGGAUGAAGUCGCCAAGGGAAACUGGGGAUUGCUUCACAAGCAAGAGGCAGAGGAUAAACAGGACACAAACAAGGCCCCUGUAGCUGUAGGCGGGAUGGUGUAUCACGAAGGAUCCCUGCUGGACAUUCCCAAGCUUCUGAAGCAGGUUGACCGCAGUGAGAAAUCUCGAACUGUGACGGAGGUUAGGCUCAAGGACGUCCUCGAGGAACUCGCCGAAGUAAAGGAAUCGUGGGAUGCAUCACAGAAGGCUGUCAUCAAGACUCAAGGAGAACUGGACACCUGCAGGCAACAGCUGUUGAGCACAGAACACGACCUGCAGGGGUCACACAAGCAGUCGCAGGAGCUGCGACUGGCCUUGCAGAACUGCCACCAACAUCUACAGGCAACUCUCAGCAGCCUGGACACCGUCCUCAACCGGAAAGAUGGGACCACCAAGCUCUCCAUCAAGCCAGAGAAGAUGGAAUAAGAGAGAUUUCUUUCAUCAGGGUCUGCGGGUUGGAAAUUCUCAUUCAGCGUUGUACAUAGCACAUUUCCUUCUGAACUCUUUCGAAUGUGUGAAAAUCGUAGUGGGUUGUUAGAAGUACGUAGAGAAUAAAUCUUGGGCCUAUUUUUUCACUGAACCUGA
Molecule: messenger RNA, 3941 nt
Organism: Ornithodoros turicata
Lineage: Eukaryota; Metazoa; Arthropoda; Arachnida; Ixodida; Argasidae
Product: cell division cycle and apoptosis regulator protein 1-like
Exons: 24
Coding region: 168-3782 (1204 amino acids)
Biological process (GO): regulation of DNA-templated transcription
Cellular component (GO): nucleus
Source: RefSeq, a predicted model, not a curated record